Aureococcus anophagefferens is the source of this 3459-nucleotide messenger RNA. RefSeq lists its product as hypothetical. Gene Ontology annotation, biological process: proteasome-mediated ubiquitin-dependent protein catabolic process; regulation of protein catabolic process. Bases 5 to 3130 code for a protein of 1041 amino acids. Gene Ontology annotation, molecular function: enzyme regulator activity. Gene Ontology annotation, cellular component: nucleus; proteasome regulatory particle, base subcomplex; proteasome storage granule. NCBI's taxonomy places the organism in Eukaryota, Pelagophyceae, Pelagomonadales, Pelagomonadaceae. The transcript is spliced from 9 exons. The record is from RefSeq and is a predicted model, not a curated record.
GAAGAUGGACGUCUGCUUCGCGGAGUCCGUCCGCUUGGAGCAGGACGACUGGCGCGUCGCGCAGCAGGUGCCGCCGGGGCUCUUCGACUUCAAGGCCAACAAAAAGGGCUACUGGUUCUUCCCGUCGGUCGGCUACUACCAGAGCCUCGUGAAGAAGGGCGAGACGAUGUCGAAGAAGUCCAAGCUCGCCCUCGCGGCGGCGCUCAAGGCGUACGCGGCCAUCGCGACGAAGCCGUGCGAGACGGACUUCAACCGCGAGCUCGACGGCCUCGACGACUUCGACUCCCUCCGCGGCGUCAUGAAGCAGGCCUACCACCUCGCGCCGCUGACGCCGACGGAGGCGAAGCCCUUCGCGGGCGUCCGCUGGCAGUGCAGCUGCAACAACUUCUGGCACUACGGCAACCCGGUGCCCGGUGCCCACGCUGCCGGUCGCCCUCUUCCGGCCGCGCGGCAUUCCAGUCCCGUACAUCGGGCCGGCGCCGGCCCCGGCAUCGGCGCGUCGGACCCAACUAUCGCCAGUGCUGCGUUGAAACACUUGGUCAAGGAAGUGCGGAGUGCGACAUCUUCCAUGACUUCAGUGCCCAAACCACUUAAAUUCCUACGGCCUCACUACGAGACGCUGAAGCACUGUCACUCGACUGGAGAUAAGACGUCAUCCACCCACAAGCUACUGGCAGAUCUAUUGGCUGUAUUGGCAAUGACUAUGUCAAAGAGGGGCUCCCGAGAGAUACUUCUAUUUAAGCAACAGGGCUCAAUGCAGGAUCUUGGUAGCUGGGGCCACGAAUUUGUGCGAUCACUUGCCGGAGAGAUCGGCGCAGAGUAUUCGGCACGCCACCUUGCCGAUAAGGUAGGAAAUGCUGAGAUCGAUACACAUGAUCUUGCAGCACUCGUUGAUGAGAUUGUCCCGCAAUGUCACAGCGCCAUGGUCCUCUUUACUGAAAUUGUAUUGUUCCAUCUCCGUCACAAUGCGUAUGCAGAGGCAGUGGAUCUGCUAAUCGAGACACAGCGGCUCCCCAAGUUACUCGACGACUAUCCUUUCGAAGCUGGGAGGGCUCUAGUGGAUCAGAGUAACUUCCAGCGGAUCUGUCUUUACCUUUUACGAUGUGGCACAUAUAUGGCAGAUCCAGAUGAUUUAAAAGAACUACGUCAGUGUGCGUUCUGCCUUUAUGAGCGACAAGGUGAGUAUUCGGCAGCGCUGGGUGUCGCUCUCCAGAUUGGGGAUGACGAUGAGGACCGGCCGUUUUCAGAACGAUGCAAAGCGCUCUUUGAUGCGGCCGAUAACUUGACUCGCAAACAAAUGGGCUUCUUACUAGCACGACAUCGCAGCAACUUUGAGUAUGUCGAAGACUACGACGUUGAUUCGAUCAUUGGUAAUAAUCGGCUGAACUGUUACUAUGUGGAUUUGGGGCGGGAUCUGGAUGUGUUAGAUCCGAAGACACCAGAGGAUAUCUACAAGAGCCAUCUUGGAGACUCGGCAUUCUCACGAGGUUCGAGCACAAGCGUGCCACAAGUGGACUCUGCCCGAGCGAACCUCGCUUCAACUUUUGUCAAUGCAUUUGUUAAUGCGGGUUUCUGCAAGGACCUGCUCAUGACGCCCGAGGGUAACGCAUGGCUCUAUAAAAACAAAGAGCAUGGCAUGCUCUCCGCUGCAGCUUCACUGGGCAUGAUUAUGAUGUGGAAUGUUGAGGAAGGUCUGACAAUGAUUGAUAAGUUUCUCUACAGUAGCGAGGACAACGUCAAAGCAGGCGCAUGCCUCGCCAUUGGGAUGGUAUCCUCUUCCGUGCGUCACGAAUCAGAUCCGCCUAUUGCCUUGCUGCCUGAGCACCUCGAGUCGCCCUCCCCUACCAUACGGAGAGCGGCAAUAGUCGCACUAGGCCUUGCAUACGCAGGCGCGGCACGCGAGGAUGUACUUGAGACGCUCGCUCCUGUCCUCUCUGGUUCCGAGAUUUUCGUCGAAGCUGCUUUUGCUGCACUUAGUCUAGGUCAAAUUUACAUUGGUACCUGUGACUCGGAGGUGGUGUCCCUCGUUAUCCAGAAAAUUAUGGAAACCCCUGAUGCCAACCUCGAUGCCCCUGAGGCCAAAUUCCUCGGCCUCGGCCUUUCCCUUCUCUUCUUUGGUCGCGGCGAGAAGGGCGACGCCAUGCUUGAGGCCCUCAAGACCGUCAAUCAUUCCCUAGGCACCUACGCUUCUGUCAUGCUCGAGACAUGCGCGUACGCUGGUUCAGGAGAUGUCCUGAAGAUCCAGAAACUCCUUCACAUCUGUGCUGAGCACCAUGGCGAAACGACGCCACACACUUCAGAGGUCCCGCCAGAUCACGACAGUAGCAGCAGUACGCUGGAUCUUGCCGGAGCACACCAGUCAGUGGCUGUCAUUGGCAUUGCCCUUGUCACAACAGGAGAGGAAGUUGGCGCGGAGAUGGCGCUUCGUACCUUUGAUCACCUCCUUCACUAUGGGGAACCCACCGUUCGACGUGCUGUUCCGCUUGCCCUCGCGCUUCUACGUAUCUCCUGCCCUGACUAUGGCAUUGUGGAUCAAAUGAGUCGCCUUACACAUGAUGCAGAUACUCAGGUCUCACUGUGCGCAAUUCUUGGUCUUGGACUGCUUGGUGCUGGCACAAACAAUAGUCGCAUCGCCGGCCUUCUGCGGCAGCUUGCCGAGCAUGCACGCGAGCCCUCCAUGCUCUUUGUCGUUCGCCUCGCCCAAGGCCUGCUUCAUAUGGGCAAGGGUCUACUUACCAUUUCUCCGUUCCACACAGACCGAACUCUCAUCUCGAAGUCUGCAAUGGGUGCCAUUUUAAUCUUCCUCCACUGCUGCCUAGACAUGAAACGAACAAUUCUGGACAAGACCCACUAUCUUAUGCCUGUACCAUCUUGCCUCGGCGAUGAUGCCGAGAUUCCUUUUCACAGUCGACACCAAUCUCAACCUCCUACCGACAUCGUGGAAACCGUUGGCCAAGCCGGUCGUCCCAAAACCAUCACAGGCUUUCAAACUCAUACCACUCCUGUGCUCAUUGGCGUAAAUGACCGUGCAGAACUUGCCUCUAAUGAAUUCCUUGCCCAGUCUCAUAUACUCGAGGGUGUUGUCAUCUUAAAACACAAUUUAGACCACAAGCCCACUAACGAUGAGUGAACAAAGGCCUCAGUGGGACACAGAACACACGAAGUAGAAGAGAACGGGACGAGCCUCUGCCUGGGUCCAGACCAAGUCCAAAGCAGCGAUACAUGUUGAGUUCAAGUUAAUAGUUGCAGCAUGAGAAACCCAAUGGAACUUAGCUCGCGACUUCGCAGCCCCUAGGCGCUCUCAACUCCCCCGUGCCAAGCGCAUGCAAGGUGAAAAGGAAAGUUUUUGGGAGCCAGCCGCGCGGUGGGACUAUCUGCGUCGAGACAGCUGCAGAGUAAAUAUCCACACGCAUUUAGGAAUCUGACUCGCCGGGUCUAGCUAGUGAGGCGCGUUUGUUC